ACUUCUUGCUACUCCCAACAGAGAGGGCGGAACCUCGUGACAGACAAGGUCGUGUCGCCGCCUCGGCUGCUGUUGCCGUAGCGCUGGGCUCAGCGGUUGCGGCCCAAGAGCUUGACCGCACGACAGAAGUAGUGAAGGACACCUAUGUGGAGAGGCCAGAUGAGUCAAUGGAUGAUAUGUUGCAGUAUGGCAGCCAGUACCACAUGACCGAGUUUGCCAAGAGGUACUUCAGAGAAGCACAAAGAAACAGGAAUGAUCCAAAAGCCAAAAAGGGGAGAGCGGGAAGGGAACCAGCUGACAUGAUCAAAUUUUCCAAGUCUCCACUCCAGGAGUCUCUGAUUGACUUCUCAGACGGUUCAAUGAACAGAGUGGCCGCCGACAUCUCCUCAGCUGUAAUGAAGUUCAUGGGAGAUCUGCCAUUGAAAGGUCAAACUGAACAGGACCUUGUCACAAUUAUACUGAAGUUAAGUGCUGAUCACGGCCUGAUGAAAGAUGAAGCCUAUUGCCAGGUGAUGAAGCAAGUCACUGCCAACAACAGCUCCAAACCAGACAGUUGCCAGAGAGGGUGGAGGCUCUUGUACAUCCUGACUGCUUUCCAUCGCUGUUCACACGUCAUGAAGCCAUUUCUCUUCAGCUUUCUACACAACGCCAGUGUCAGCAUUGGAUUGCAGUACCAAGGUAUUGCCAAGGCAUGUGAGCAAAAUUUGAGGAAAACAUUUCAGUACGGAGGACGCGUACAGUAUCCCAACAGCAUGGAACUAAAAGCAAUGAUGGCAGGGCGGAGCUCCAAAAGACAGCUGUUCCUGCUGCCAGGCGGGAUGGAAAGGCACUUGAAAAUCAAGACAUGCUCUGUCGCUUUGGAUGCCAUUGAGGAGCUUUGUUAUGAAAUGGACCUCCACAGAGUGGAAGCUUUGGAUGAAUAUGCCAUCUUUUUGGUUACACACAGAGGUCAGAAUGUUCGGCCCCUGAUCAAGAGGGAAUACAUCUUGGAUGUUGCGACAGAAGCCGAACCGGUGGAUGCCAACUACAGUCUUUGGUUCCGAAGAGUCAUCUGGAGUCUUGCUUUGAAACUUGAUAAUGAACUCUAUGUUACCAUGCAUUAUAACCAGGUGUUGCCAGAUUACCUGAAGGCUUUGCUGAGUGUGGUCCCUCUGAGUAAGGCAAGUGAACAGCAUCUGCAACAGCUUGCUAGACUGGCUGCUCUCCAGCACCGUGCCAAAGACGCCGUCUAUCUGCCUACCAUACAUGAGUUGCAGGAGUGUGUCCCCCCACAGUUCUUCAGCAAACAGAAUCCACAUCAGUGGCUCAAUAUGGCAACUCAACAUAUGCAACAUGUCCAGCCUCUAAACCCACACCAGGCCCGUGCACAAUUCCUUGGUCUGGUCAGUCCCUUCCCCAUGUUUGGAUCUUCCUUCUUCUACAUCCAGAGUUCCAGCUCGACCUCCAUCAAGGCUCCGUGCAUUCUGGCGGUGAAUCUUAAUGGACUCCAUUUUCUUAACAAAGACACUCACGAGGCCAUGGUGCAUUUCCCUUUAAAAGAGGUCCAGUCAACCCGCACCCAGAGGCCAACGUCUGGCUCAAGUUACCCAUACGUUGAGAUCACGAUUGGAGAUCUGCUCAACCAGCGCAUCACACAGCUUCAGCUCGAGCAGGGUCUGGAGCUGUGUAGAGUGGUUGCCAUGCACAUGGAAAACAUGCUGUCUGCCAGAGAAAAGAGACUCACGCUGCCACCAAGUGAAAUAACCCUGCUCUAGCAUACAAACAAUACAUGGGCGCACUUGGCAUAAUUGGACUGAAAAGAGCUCAUCUUUGCAUUUUUUUUUUUCUUAUGUGGAAGUGUGAUGUCAUCGGUUAUGCCGGUCAAAGACAGACAUGAUCCAACGUUGGAUAAAUGCACACGUACAGGAUAGACCACCCAUUCAUAUGAUUUUCAUUCCCCGAAAAUGUACUGUAUUUGCCUCUGUUUGACGUUCACUUAACUUUUAUGAGUACAUAUAUUUUAAAAGACUAGCCCUGCACUCCACAUGACUACACUCACACAAACACACAUCAAUGAGUCAAAUGUCUGCGUUGAUGCAACGUGAGUCAAAAGUGGAAGUGAGACGAUGUCAGGAAGGUUCUUGUCAAAGAUUGAACUCCUCUUUUGGUAAGUCACGUGCUUAAUUUUUAGGACAUUGGGAUGAGUGGGACUUCCUUUCUAAGGAACAGAAAAGUUUUGACUUGUCUUGAAAACUGAGCAAUUGAAUUUAAAUAGGUCAUGUUCUGAGCCAGGGGCUCUGCUGUGGUAGCUGCCAACUUAUGUUUCCUGUUUGUCCUUUCAAAGAUGAACAUGACAUGCAUUCCAAGUGUACUUUAAUGUAACCGUGGCUUUUAUACUGGGGCAAACAAAUAAGAAGGAUGCUGUUGAUACAAAACAAAUCAUUUGUACUCCCUGCCAUGAAUUCACAGGGGAGACCUGAUGCAUAUUUUGGCAAUAUUUGAGCACUGCCUUCAACAUAAAUACAAUGCAUAACAUACAGUUGUGAAUACUUAUUGCAUAUAAUAAUUGCAUGUGAAAUCAUUAAAGUUUGUAUUAUAACCGAAUAAACUUAGCAAAUGUGA
Hippocampus comes (tiger tail seahorse) is the source of this 2601-nucleotide messenger RNA. Its product is annotated as unconventional myosin-XV-like. NCBI's taxonomy places the organism in Eukaryota, Metazoa, Chordata, Actinopteri, Syngnathiformes, Syngnathidae. The record is from RefSeq and is a predicted model, not a curated record. The coding region runs from base 168 to 1754 and encodes 528 amino acids. The transcript is spliced from 16 exons. Gene Ontology annotation, cellular component: cytoskeleton.